AGGGAUGUUUUUCAUUUGGCCGACAUGCCUCAACCAACCUAACCUAUUAAAUGUGAAUAAAUAAUCAUUUUUGUAAUUAUUUAAGCCCGAAAAUGAUUACACGUACUAUAAAUUUACUGUGCUUUAGUUGAAACGCCAACAAUCACGGUCUAAUCAGCUCAAAUUGUAUUUUUCAAAAAAUCGAAACGUCAUUUUUCACGUGAAAAAGUUAGGUUAAAGAUGAAAGUUUUAUAACCUUUUUGCAUGAGUCCUGGAAGGAUAUUUCAGCAAGCAAAAUGUCAACUUUGGAGUAUUCCGAAUCACUUCGAGAAUGGGGAAGAUCUUCCUGGAAAAACGUCCACAACUGUAAACUGUGUCCCUAUUUUACAACAUCGGUUUUCUUUAUGGUGAACCACGUGCGACGUCACCGUUCAUCUCUUGAAAAAUAUACGUGCGAAAACGCCAAAAUCGAAGAGUAUCAUUGUAAAGACUGCGAUUUUAAAACGGAACUAACGAUUCUGUUCAAACAACACAUUAAUAAUAAUCACUGCUUUAAAAGCGAAUCUGGGGACGAUUUAUCACUUCAGGACUUCAGUGUACAAAACUACGUUUGCAAAAAGUGCGAUUUCGAAACAAAUCUGUCGUUGAAGUGGUUUCAACAUACUUCAGAAUGCACGGGAAAAAAAGAAAAUCUAGCAAGUGUGAGUUCUGUGAAACAGAAUACAAAUAUUUUCCAUUUCAAGAAAAUUGAUGGAAAACGUUGGUAUUAUUGUACGAAAUGUUCCUACAAAGGUAAAUAUCAAUCUGUUUUAAAAUGUCAUAUGGCAAAACAUGAUUUAAACAAAAAGUAUGCGUGUGAUAAGUGUCCAUUUAAAACCGUAUAUAAAGCAACUUUAAGAGAUCACAUAAAACGAAAUCACUUAGACGAGCGAGAUGUUGAAUGGCACAAAUGUGAAAAAUGUCCUUUCAAAACUCUACGAAAAAGUAAUUUAAAACAUCAUAUGAGAAAACAUGAUUCAAACAAACAGUAUGCAUGUGAUAAUUGUCCAUUUAAAACCAUAUGGAAAUUAACUUUAAGAAAUCACAUAAAACGAAACCAUUUAGACGAACGAGAUGUUGAGUGGCACAAAUGUGAAAAAUGUCCUUACAAAACUGUAAUAAAAAGUGAUUUAAAAACGCACAUAAACAACUUACACUUGAAAGAAGAAGAAGGUAAAUGGUAUCAUUGCAAUGAGUGUCCAUAUAAAACUAGGGCUAAAUCUAGUUUAAAGAGUCACGCAAAUUUCAAACACCUAGAUGAAGAAAAAGUUACGUGGUAUAAAUGCGAACAGUGUCAAUUUAAAACUAAGGACAAACAAUCUUUAAGACGCCACGUGAAUGUGAUCCAUUUAAAGAAACAAGAUGCCGAAAGGUGUAUGGAUAAAAAGUGUUCAUAUAAAACCGUAAAUUCGUUUAAGAAAGACGUUAAAUCAAAAGAAUGUAAAUAUUGCCCAUACAAAACUAAAUGGGGAUCGAAUUUAAAAAGGCAUGUAAUUUCUCUACAUUUGGAUGACAAAGAAAUUAAUUGGCACCAAUGUGAGCAAUGUCCGUACAGAAGUAAAUUUUAUUCAAAGUUGAAGAAACACAGAGAUGUUAAUCAUUCAGAAGAACCAAAGACUUGCUUAAAUCACCACUACAUAAAUCAGAUGUUUUUUGAUGGUAUAAGUGCGAAAAAUGUUCUUUUUAAAAAUAUUGUUUAAAAAGUCACAUAAACAAAUUACACUUGAAGGAAGGAGACAUCAAAUGGCAUCAGUGUAAUGAGUGUCCAUUUAAAGCUAAACAUUCAUAUCAAUUAAAACGUCAUGUAAUCUGUAGACAUUUGAAUGAAGAAAAAAUCAAGUGGUACGAGUGCGAAUAUUGUCCACAGGAAACGAAACUCAAGACUUAUUUAACGUCUCAUAUGAAUAGAUGCCAUUUUGGAAAAACGAAAAUUGAAUGAUACAAAUGCGAUCAGUGUCUUAACAAAGAAAACUACUUAAGAAGAAUUAUAUUUGUUUUAAGUUUUUGGUAGUAGCCUUUAAAUAUUUGUAUCAUCACAUUUUGUAUCUCGUGACUACUUUUUCAUUAUAAUUUUAAAGUAAAAAAAAGUAA
Molecule: messenger RNA, 2109 nt
Organism: Zophobas morio
Lineage: Eukaryota; Metazoa; Arthropoda; Insecta; Coleoptera; Tenebrionidae
Product: zinc finger protein 711-like
Exons: 2
Coding region: 276-1718 (480 amino acids)
Biological process (GO): regulation of transcription by RNA polymerase II
Molecular function (GO): DNA-binding transcription factor activity, RNA polymerase II-specific; RNA polymerase II transcription regulatory region sequence-specific DNA binding
Source: RefSeq, a predicted model, not a curated record